This is a messenger RNA of Heterotrigona itama, 600 nucleotides long. Lineage: Eukaryota; Metazoa; Arthropoda; Insecta; Hymenoptera; Apidae. The record is from the annotation of a GenBank genome assembly.
AUGUGGGAUCAGCUACCGGAGCUGAUACUGACGCAGAUAUUUAGUCACCUCGGUCAUGGAGAUCGUGCCAAUGUCGCACAAGUCUGUCGACUGUGGAACCGUGCACUUUCGUCGCCAGUUCUUUGGCGUUCCGUCACAGUCUUCAUCGAUCGUGAUCUGCGUGGUGACUUCCCUUUGGCGGGAGAACUAACCGCAAAAUAUUGGCAGCACAUACGAUGCCUGGAACUUGCCUGGUCACGACCGUACCUCUUGCCAAGAGAAGCUCGCAUAACUCGUAAUAUUCAAGCUGAGGCAGGCGCCGAGUUUCUCACGAUCGUACGAGCCAAGAACGUUCAAUUGAAGAAGCUCAUACUCACCGACUGGAUCUUCAUCUGUAAAUGGGGAAACAGAGGCAAACUGUUGUACGCCCUCGCGAGCUUUUUAGGCUGUCAGCAUAAUUUGGAAACGCUAAGUUUGCUGAAUGCGACCCUCGGAGUGAGCGACGUGUUGCGACUUCUCGCGAGUGCUUCCAAAGGCUCGACCGAGCAUCUGGCUUAUUUAGAUCUUCGGGGUGCAUUUCGGGAAUGGCAGGCGCCCCACAGCAAUCCAAGGCAUGAGUAA